GCGGCCGGUGGGCGAGACGGGGCGGGGCCGCCGGCCGGUGGGAGGGCGGUAGAUAGAAGUACACCGAAGUGGUGGAGUCCGUGUCACUCGCUUGAAAAGAAUUCCCGGUUACUACAUUUUACUUUAGUCCUUUGGCAGCUUUUAUACCCAGGAGCUUAUGUGUCAUUUCAGUAAAUACUGUGACACUGUUAUAUUUCAGUUUUGAGUAUAUUUAUUUCUGUACCUUGCUGACAGAUUAAUCUCCAUUAAUUCCGAUACAUUCAUUCACAGGAUUACUCUACCUUGAUUUAGCCAAACAAAUUCUGAGCAAUCAGCCACUGUAUUUGGUAACUAAAAGUAACAAAAUUAAAUUGAUUUUCCAAACAAAAAACCCCAUUUUGUCACAAAGUGUGCACAGCUUUGUGAGACAGUCUGGUCCUUAUUGCUGUGCACCUUGUCGCCACCAUUACCCCCUAUCUGUCCCGGAACUGUUCCUGAGCAUGGCCUUGGCCUCUCUUCCAGUCAUAAAGUCAUCACCUAACAUUUGAAUUAGAUUUUAAACAAUGGUGAUUAUUUCCUGUAUUACACAUCACCCAACAAAAACUCACAGUACACCUGAUUAAAAAUCAUGUGUAUGAUCUGCAUUUGUAAAACUGAAUCACCUAGAGAUACCAGCUGAGAGUCCCAGUGCAAGAGAGACCUUAUAAACGUUCAGCAAAGGACAAUUCCUGCCCACAGGAAUUGCCACGUUGCCUUGACAGAAAGGCACAUCUCCAUGUGAGGUGGUUUCAGAACUGCUAGUGAGUCAAUGCCGUUCCUGCUCACAAGGCCUCUGUUACGUUGGUUGCCAGGGCCAUAAAUAUGAAGAUUUUCUGAUUUGAACAUUGUGUCAAGUAUUCCCAUUUCUGCCUGAUUAGUCCCACAACUUAUUUGUUUUAAUAUACAAGCAUUUUAGUUAAUAUUUAAGGUGGUGUUCCAAUCCAAUAUCGGGAGGGUUUCGUUACGAUCCCAAGGACGAGAUUAAGACGCUAUAACCGGUCAAAUAGCAUACAACCUCUUAACUUUAUUUUCCACAAAGUGGGGAGAAAAGGUGGGGGGAAAGGCAAAGGGGAGAAGGGAAAAAGGGCAAGGGGAAAAGAUAGAGAAAGUUGGAAAAGGAGAGAAGGAACUAGCUACCGCCACUCCGAGUCCAGUGAUGUUCCGCUGACUCCAUUCGAGAUCUUCGGCGGUUGCAAGCCCCCCCGGCGGCAGCAGCGGUGGCCGUGGCCCGGCCACGGGUGCGGAGUUUGGCACGAAGGUCAACCACCCCCUGAGACUCCUUCUCCUCCCCAUGGGGCUCCUUCUCUUCCCCCCCAUUCACAGAGUUUGCAGUUUAUAUAUGUUCUUGCCCCGCCUCGGGAGGUGCUUCCUCACUCCACAUGCAGAUUAGCUGUGGUGCGCAGUCCACCCUCGUGGAACCUUCCAGAAACGGGUUAGGGGCUUCUGGGGGUCUCCUGCUCAUGCGCAGAUGGCAAAUGUGUUCGUGCGGCUUGUGCCAGACGUGCUGUUCCCCUAGAAGCCUUCUUCUGCCCUCUUUGCACUUUUUUUUCCCUGCACAGGCACAUGAGGUUGUUUACCUCUAAACUGUGAAGAAGAGGGUUUCUUUUGUUGGAGGCAGGAUGUUCGAUGCCAGGAAAUGGCGGUGCGGUGGCAAUGUCGAGACAAAACUGCAUUUAGUACUGGUUCUCUACAGGUGGUCUUGUUACAAGGCAACCCUGAGAAGCUCAGAAAGAAUGUUUGAAGUAGGUAGAUUUGGAUAAUUUCUAUCUUAGAUAGAAUUUGCUUAGCAUGAGUAGCCGCACACUUGCUUAGCAUAAGUAGCUAAAUUUGCUGAAGCCUUAGGCCGCGCUCCUAGUUCGUUAAGAAAAGGCCUCAGAGCUGGUGCAGGCUGGAAAGAUAAGGGAGUUACAAGCAGUCUGCAUUCCUGUGCCCCACUCUCCAGAAGGGAGGAUGCCAAGGCUGAGAAAUAAGGCCUGUUUGGGUGCCAGGACCUUGGGAAGCAAAGCCUCCUCUCACUGUUGAAACAGUGUUAAUUAAGGGGUCUGGAUUAUGUCCUCUUCGUCAGGACCUUGGGAGAUAACGUCUACUGACCUAGCUGGGGCAGUGUUAAUUGAUCAGGACCUUGAGAAGCAGGGGUGGGACCCAGGGAAUGAAGAAAUCACUAACCAAUCAGUGUACAAGGGAAAGUCGCAAAUCUGGCAAUUUGUUUGUAUAAAUGCUACCUGAAAAGUUGGGGGGGUGUGCUUGAUUUGUGGGAAACCACCGAGCACCCAGGCUUGCGCAACUCUGAAAUAAAUAAAUAAAUGUCUCUCCUGAGUGUGUAAUUAUUGGCUUAUUGCACACCGGGCAACGAAUCCGCUUUUCGGACAACAGUCUCACCUUGGAAAACAAUAUAUAGAAAAGAGGAUCUGGCAAUAUUUGGAAAGGUACCAGCACAUCCUGAUGUGUAAUCAGUCUUUUGGAGAAAAAAUACUACAAAGUUAUCUUUGUUUUAUCAAAUACUCUCCACUUCAACAGUUGCUAGUUUUUUAAAAAGAACAAUCUGAUUUUUUUUCUAAAUAACUAUCCACCUACAAAAAAGAUAAACUAGAAAAACUUUUUAAAAAUACAUUUAAUUAAGCUGUCUAUGGAGUUCAGCCUUUUUAUUUUUUGUCAUUAAUAAAUUAUUACAUAUUUUCCAUUUCAAGUAUAUUUAUUUCAGGUGAAUGCUCAUCACCACUUGAUAGCUGUAUAAUGUCUGCAUUUAUUGCUCUGUAAUUAUUUUCUGAUUAUAUGGUAAAAUAAUGAAAAGAAAAAUACUACAGGGAAGCGUUUAUAUGAAUUCAAAUGUCUGGAGUAGGAGGAAAUAGCUAGUAAGACACAUCUGAGAAAGGUAUACUGUACCUUCCAUAUGAAAAAAUUGGCUCUAUUUUAGACUAAACGUCAGUACAGUGCUUUUGGUCUAUGCUUCCUUUCAAACACAUGGAUUAGAUUCAUUGAUGUCAGCAGGACUUUCCACAUAUGAAAAUGAGGUACGUGUUCAAAUAUUUUUCUUUUGGAGUCAACAGAUCAUUUCCUCCAUUUUUGAGAGUAUUUAGAGCAUUUCCCACAAAAAGUGGCAAAAAAGAAAAAGGUCUGUCUCUUCCUCAGAACCCACCUUCCUCCUGAGACAGCAAGGACUUUUCUUACAAGGAUAUCUUGGUAAAAAAUAGCCUUUGGUGUUUGAGUCAGGCCAAACGGAGUAGUAACUCUACCAGCACUCCUGCACUCUCUUAUACUCUGGUGUAACUCUACCCUCAUGGGCAGCUGCUGAGAAUUAAUUCCAUUGGUUAUUGCAGGAGGAAAGUUUCUUGUGUGCAUAAGCAUUUGCAGGAUCAGUCUUUUCCUGUUUAUACAGCUCAGUCCACUGCCUGUCAAACCAGUGUGGUUCUCUUGCCUGUUCCUCAUGGUCUUACAUUUAGCACCUACAUUUAUAUAAAUUUUAAACAUCAUGAAAAGAUAAAUUUCAUUUAUAAUGACAUAUAUUUAAAAUCACCUUUUUUUAGCUGGGCCAUGGACUUAUGCUAGCUUUCUGAGACAAAAUAUGCUGAAAUGUAAUGCAUAUACAUGCAUAUCUAUUUUAUUUGCCCAAAUUGAGAAAUAAGUUAAUAAGCUAUUUCAUAAUCAUGUAUCUGGAGAAGAAAAGAUGGUUGUUAUCCAGCCUUCAACCUAGAAAAAAUCAGCACUGAUUCAAGGAAUCUUUCUUAGGAUAGUGAAAUACAACAUCUCAUUUCAAGUAAUUAUUUGUGUGCAAAAUUUUUGGCACAGCAGAUGGGUCACAAUGCAGUCUUAGAGCAGCGGAUUUCAGAAAGACGUUUGUGCCAGACAGACCAGGCCGAAAGGGAAAAUUAGAAAAGUUCAUUCUCUGAGAGGUUACUCAACAUUUAAAACUGGAACAAAAUCAUCAGAAGAGGAGAGGAAAGUCUCUCCAUCUUUUAUACUGUUGAUGGAAGAUGAGUGCACAGUGAGGGGAAAGGUGAAGUCCAAGGUAUUUAUAGUUUUCUCUUGUGUGUUUGGACCAAUUCUCUCAAAUAAUCUGUAGAGAUCACUGGAGGACUGUAAGUGAUGGCUCCCAGAGUCUGUUUGUCUGUCCAGCACACUUGUCUCCAUUGCUCCACUUCCCUGCAGUGACUAACGGAUGUACAAGAACCAUUUGGACUCUUCUGGCCCUGUCGUGUUGCUCCAGGCGAGCUCCUUGAAGGUGAACCUCCAGACCCCCCAGAAUGAGCCGCUGGCAGAUCGCUCUGCACCAAAACCGAGCUGUCUCAGCCUGUGCCUAGGCCUCAGGGUGGCCAACACGUACAGUGCUGUGCCCAGGCUCAGAGCACGACUCCCCGGCAGAACAACCCACGAGCCCCCGGGGCAGAAGGUGGGCACGGGAGGCUCCUGGAGGCGCCGGGGCCCCAGGGCGCCCUGGCCGGGCUGCGUGCCACCCUCCUCCUGCCUGCUGCCCCGCUGCCCCAGCAGCGCCACCGCAGAGCUCUGUGACACCACUGCUGUGUCACAGAGCCCACUGCGGCCACCGCCAUAAAAGCAGUGCCUGCUCAGAGAUGCUGCUGUCCCUCUCAGCUCCCUGCGCUGCCCGGACGGGCUGAGGGUGCCGACAGCUCUGGGCUGGGUGAGGCCAGGAUGGAGUUUCUGGGGACCACUCAGACUGCCAGCUACUGCGGCACAAGGAGGAGCUGCCUGUUCCCUGACCCAGCUCCCAUCAGCACCACCAAGGACAGCUAUCAGUCCUACUACCUCCCUGGCUACCGCUACCUCAAUUUGUGGAGGCCCAGCCUGUUUUACAAGGUGUCUUCUGUCCCUCCCAGCCCUGAUAAUCAGCUUAAUCCUGCAAGGCGGCCACCCACCAUGCUGCCAUCACUGCGAUCUGCCCUGCACGCCCGCUACAGCCCUCAUGACUGGCACCAAGCAAACCUGGUGCAGUUAAAAGGGUCCGAAGCCUUCAGGCACUGGGCUGGUAAACUGAACACCGAUUCGAUGCGACUGAUGCAAGACAAGGACCAAUUGACCUACCAGAUGCAAGAGGACAGCAGAAGAAACCUGGGAGAGAGGCUCUCCAACCUGGAUUUCUGGAGAGCUGAGCUGGUCUAUGAGCACGAGCGUCUGCUGACAGAGAACCAUGCCUUGGAGACAGCAAAGAAGCGACUGGAGUGUGCUGCAGCUGAAGCACAAGGACCACUGAAGACAGCCCUAGAGUGCUUGUACAACCGUGAGAAGCGGAUGGGUAUAGACUUAGUUCAUGAUGAUGUGGAAAAGAGCCUCAUAAAGGAGGCUGAUCUACUCAAGGAUUGGCAAGCAAGAAUGAGAAAACUUGCAGAAAGAAUCAGUCAACAGUUGGGUAUCAACAGAGAUGUACAGCAUGCCCUGGAGCAAGAUCUUUCUGACAAAAACUCAGCCCGUUUUAUUGAUGAGAAGUGUUUUAACCUGAGGAACACAUCAGACAGCAUCAGCUUUUACCAUGGAGUGGAGAAAACAGAUGGAACUGUUUCAGUUCCUGAAACAUGGGCUAAAUUCAGUGAAGACAAUAUCAAGUCCUCUCAGCAUGCAAGGGCCAACUCUGUCAGGCUCCAGGAUGAGACAGAAGCUGCACUGGAGAAUGCAUCUGAGGAGAUGUGGAGUCAUUUCACGAGUACUAACCUGGCUUUCAGUUAUCGUAUUUCGGAAGUAGCUGAUGCAAAUAACCAACUCCAAGCACAACUGGCCAAGAUACUUCAAGAAAUCUUCCAGACAGAAAAUACGAUCAUGUUACUGGAGAGAUCUAUAACGGCAAAGGAGUGCCCACUGAAAGUGGCUCAGACCCGCCUGGAGGGAAGAACUAAACGACCCAAUAUAGAACUUUGCCGUGAUGCACCUCAGUUUCAGCUUGUCAAUGAAGUUUUUACUAUAGAUGACACCUUACAGACCUUAAAGCAACGUCUGCGAGAGGCCCAUGAUACUCUGCAAACGUUGGUUCUCAACAAAUCAAAGCUAGAACAUGAAAUUUCUGUGAAGACAAACUCCUUCAUCAUUGAUAAGAAGUGUAUGGACAUGCGCAAAACCUUCCCCAGCACCCCACGGCUAGUUGGCUACACUUGAAGUAACAAGUAACCUUUGAUCUCUUUAAUGCAUAACAUAAAAGUUGCAAAUCCUGAAGGAAAUAUUUAUUAUUUUGGUUUUUUAAUAGUGAAAUCCAAUAAACAAACUAAAAUCAA
Molecule: messenger RNA, 6233 nt
Organism: Dromaius novaehollandiae (emu)
Lineage: Eukaryota; Metazoa; Chordata; Aves; Casuariiformes; Dromaiidae
Gene: TEKT5
Product: tektin 5
Exons: 7
Coding region: 4666-6117 (483 amino acids)
Biological process (GO): cilium movement involved in cell motility; cilium assembly
Cellular component (GO): nucleus; sperm flagellum; microtubule cytoskeleton
Source: RefSeq, a predicted model, not a curated record